GCCAGCUCUGAGCCUUCUAAGGCAGUCAUCAUUCGCUUCCAUGGUGGAAGGUUUCUGGCGCAAACGUCAUAGUCACAUGUGCACGCCAGAUUAUCACCCGAACACUCGUCACCUGUCACAGCUGCAGUCGGGCAUCCACCAACGUCAUGCCACCAUCCUGAAUGCUUCGCCGGCCUACCUCUCUACACUGGUGGCAAGUGAUGAGAUGCUGCACAGCUUACCAUCGAUUGCAUUGCUGCCAAGUUCACUUGACCCACUCUUGGAUGAUUUCAUCGUCAUGGCGGGUCGUCUGCACGCACUCGGCAAGGAUGUGACACUACGCCCAUUCGACGGAAUAUCCCAUGGCUUCCUCAACUUCCACGCAGUCAGCCGCUUGGCGCGGCAAGCCACCAAUGUGUGCAUUGAGUUGAUGGACGCAGCAAUCAAACAACACGACCAAGAUGUUUAGUCGUGAUACAAGUACCGUAAAGUACCGCCAGAGCGCCCCACCAUCUCGUCCUUUCGUGGCCGCCUUGUGGAGGUGGAUUCCUGUCUGUAGGCCAUACGACACGGACCUUGUACAAAAAUUGCACAUUGUGCAGUCAAUCCAUACCCAGUUUACCUUCGAGCUCCACAUAAAAGCAUACCAAGUGUGACCUUAGUACUAGUACUAGGGCCAAUUCAAAAAAUCGACCUCUAAAAUACAUGCCUUGACACAUGUUGGCUAACAAGGAUUUUUCGGUGUUAUUUGAUAGAUAAUGUCUUCAAGAGUAUCUUGGCCCAGUAUGGCGUGUCCAAUCGCGUCCAAAGGUCCCGAAAUCACCCUCGAUAGGAAUACAAAUUGCCGAAAAAACUAAGUUCUCAUCGGCUAUAUUCAAGCAUUUUCAAGACUUUCUCGGUACUAUAUUGACUGGACCUGGGAGUUUUUACCCUUUUAUGUGCCAGGAGCUAUAGUAACACCGUACAUACACAGGAUGCGAACCGACGCGUACACUGAUUUUGUGCGAGAGUUGGAAAGAUUGAACAUCAAGUCGUGUAGUUGUGACAUACCAGAAAUGUGUUACCUCGUUUGGACACUUUCUUCAAAGUUUUGCAUUGACUCGCUGGCGCUUUUGCUGUCGGAACGUCCACGAAUGGAUCGAUGCUAAAUUCAGCAGAACCUUCAUUAUAAUGUAAUCUUGGCUCCCCGGAAAAGUAGGCAUGAUUCCAACAAGGAGCAGCACAACAAUUAUGUGUGGAAAGCAGGGGAAAGUCAUCAUAGCUUGCCAAGCCAGUUGUAACUAUUCAUAGGACUAAUCUACAACCGUGGAACGUUUCAGACCUGGCUAACUUCAUCGGGCUGGAAUGAAGGCAUUUACUUUGUGAGUACUGCUGCACAGGAGGUGUUACAGUGGACGAGCAUUUGAUUCGAAUCUACAAGAGCGGCUAGUGUUAGUACCAUGAUUUGAACACACCGACCGUGGUGAUCAGCUACCAUUUGCACAAAGCCUAUUUACCAGCUCAACAGCUCUAGGACAACUGCCUAAGGCCUC
Sycon ciliatum is the source of this 1511-nucleotide messenger RNA. Its product is annotated as hormone-sensitive lipase-like. Gene Ontology annotation, cellular component: cytosol. Lineage: Eukaryota; Metazoa; Porifera; Calcarea; Leucosolenida; Sycettidae. Gene Ontology annotation, biological process: triglyceride catabolic process. Gene Ontology annotation, molecular function: triacylglycerol lipase activity; sterol ester esterase activity. The record is from RefSeq and is a predicted model, not a curated record. The transcript is spliced from 3 exons. Bases 41 to 448 code for a protein of 135 amino acids.